Molecule: messenger RNA, 1012 nt
Organism: Sphaeramia orbicularis (orbiculate cardinalfish)
Lineage: Eukaryota; Metazoa; Chordata; Actinopteri; Kurtiformes; Apogonidae
Product: complement C1q subcomponent subunit C-like
Molecular function (GO): protein binding
Source: RefSeq, a predicted model, not a curated record
UCCAUCAUGCAUCAUCAUUACCUUUUCUGGAUCGGAGCCAUCGUCUCAUUGGUCACACCACCGCUAAUUGCCAUGGAGACCUGUCCAGCAGCAGAUCCACGGAUGCCAGGCAUUCCAGGGCUGCCAGGUAGAGAUGGACGUGAAGGAGAGAAAGGACAGAAAGGAGAGCCAGGAAUAGCAAGACACAAGGCCAUUGGUCCUCAGAGGGGUGAGAAAGGAGAACCCGGACUGAUGGGGUUCCCUGGUAAACGAGGUCAGAGUGGGGAGCCAGGAGAACCAGGGAGCUCAGGGAUCUCAGGACCUCCAGGAGAACCAGGAGAACCAGGGGCUGUUGGCAUCCAGCAGAAGGCGGCCUUCAGUGUGGCCAGAGGAACCAAUGAGUUCCCUGACAGAGGCAGCAUCAUUCGCUUCACCACAGUCAUCACUAACAUCGACAACGACUACAACACAGAUACAGGACGUUUCAGAUGUCGCGUCGCAGGAACAUACUACUUUGUGUACCAUGCCUCUUUAGAGGAUCGACUCUGUGUGCUGCUAAAGCUGGACCAGAACCUGCUGGCAUCAUUCUGCGAUCACCGCCACCACAAAAGACAAGUGACGUCCGGUGGCCUGGCCGUCUACAUGUCCAGGAAUCAGGAAAUUUGGCUGGAGACCAAAGACUACAGAGGGAUGAGAGGGCAACACAGCGGUUACAGUAUCUUCUCUGGCUUUCUGCUGCACGCUCACUGAACGCAAAUUAACAUAUGAAGCCUCCACCUUCAUCAAAAGGACAUUAUUAUUUUCUGUCACAUAAUAUGAAGAGGUAUCACAUAAAUAAUCAAUUUUUCACUGCAUUUAUUACAGCUUUUCCUUAAAAGGCUUUUUGUGGUUGUCAAAACACUUCAAGUAUUUACUUUUUGACCUCCUGUUACUGUAGGUAAAUUAAAUAUGUUGUAACUGUGUAUUUUUAAAAGAAAAUCCAAUGAAUCCACAUAUACAUUGAAAAAUACAACUUGUUUAUGCAAGAUCUCCU